AUGGCAGAAGGGAUAAGCACGGUCUAUUACCGGGAAAAGCAAAAGCAAGCAAUUCUUACCGCGCUUUUAAAAGUUAAUUCUACAAAAAGUAACGAGGUAAAUGCUUUAGCUAUUACCGGGAAAAGCAAAAGCAAGCAAUUCUAUUUUAGCAAUUAA
This is a messenger RNA of Gaeumannomyces tritici R3-111a-1, 156 nucleotides long. RefSeq lists its product as hypothetical. The record is from RefSeq and is a predicted model, not a curated record. NCBI's taxonomy places the organism in Eukaryota, Fungi, Ascomycota, Sordariomycetes, Magnaporthales, Magnaporthaceae. The coding region runs from base 1 to 156 and encodes 51 amino acids. The transcript is spliced from 8 exons.